AUGCCCUUCACACGUAAUUUCUUGCAGUCGAUUCAAGACGACGAGACCGUCAUGCCAUCCCCUCCGUCUUCGCCCUCGCUCAUGGCAUGUGACCCAUUUGCCGUCAUGCCCAUGCAAGACGAUGGCUUCCCCCUACCAAGCAGUCCCGCCUCGCCGAACGUGCCACACCCGCGGUUCAUUAUCCCGUCCGGCGGCAGUGAAGGCAUCCGCAGCGUUCCGCUACCCGGUGUUCGUUGCCCAAAGUGCGCCAAGGAUGGUAAGGAGGUCUGGGUGAUUCCCGGCCGGGCUUGCGGUUACUGUGGCACGGCGUGUGGUUAG
Sporothrix brasiliensis 5110 is the source of this 318-nucleotide messenger RNA. RefSeq lists its product as uncharacterized. The record is from RefSeq and is a predicted model, not a curated record. Lineage: Eukaryota; Fungi; Ascomycota; Sordariomycetes; Ophiostomatales; Ophiostomataceae. The transcript has 2 exons. Bases 1 to 318 code for a protein of 105 amino acids.